Messenger RNA from Colletotrichum destructivum, 1793 nucleotides. RefSeq names its product Putative S-adenosyl-L-methionine-dependent methyltransferase superfamily. Gene Ontology annotation, molecular function: methyltransferase activity. The record is from RefSeq and is a predicted model, not a curated record. NCBI's taxonomy places the organism in Eukaryota, Fungi, Ascomycota, Sordariomycetes, Glomerellales, Glomerellaceae. The coding region runs from base 387 to 1595 and encodes 402 amino acids. The transcript has 10 exons.
CCCGUCCUAUGCCACUCACUUUCUUGGGAUUAGCACCUCCUGGUUGUUUGCCGGCUCCAUUCUCGAAUUUUCGUAUGUACAGGGGUUACGGGGCCAGCAGCAACAGUAGAGGACAUAUCCAUGUCACCUGAAGACUGCCUCAUCCGCACCGCACCACGUACCAAAGUGUACCGAGACAGGCUCCUGACUGCUCUGGGUCAUAAUGUACUAACCCAAGAUCGACAGCGAUAUCGUGUGGUGAAGUGUAAGGUAGAAAAGAAUCGCCGGCCCCCUUGAAGUACCUUUGGACAUGCUCGGUGUCUCCACCUCCAACGUUGCUGGCAGUUUAUUUUUAUGUCUAUUAGACACGACUGCCGCCUUUUUUUGGAUGUCCCUGUGAAUCCAGUAUGCCUCCUUUGGCGGACCUUUGGCCUUCUUGCAUACUAUUAGAUGCAACCUCAUUCGUCUCAACAUCGGAUACAAAGGCAGAAUUUGGACGGGGCGACUUGACGUCGCCGAGGCUGUUCUGUACGAGGAGCAAUCGUUCCGCAGCUGUUGCUGUUGUUGCCAAGAUGGCAAGCGAUCCACAAACAGUCCCUUUGGACAACUCCUUCCUUGAGACUGUCACGUACCAAGGCAGAGAAUAUCAGCGAUACGCUGUCGACAAUGGAGCAUAUUUUGCGCCGAUGGACGAGGACGAAGUCGAACGAUUACAAAUAAUGCAUGUCGUUCUCUCAGUAGUGUUCGAAAAUCAGCUUCUCUUCCCGCCCAUUACCAGACCCAGACGGAUUCUCGAAUGCGGGUUUGGAUCCGGAGACUGGGCAAUCGAAGUCGCACAACGACAUCCAAGCUGCGAGGUGGUAGCCAUCGAUAUUUGCCCGCACAUCUGGCCAGACGAGACCGAAACGCCGACGAAUCUGAAUCUUCAGGUUGAUGAUUUGAAUGGAAGAUUUACAUUCCCGUCAAACCACUUCGACCUUGUGCACAGCCAAAUGAUGGCGGGCGGUAUCCACUCGAAUCGAUGGAGAGACUACAUCGGAGAUAUGUUUCGCGUAACUCGACCCGGUGGUUGGUGCCAAAUGGUGGAGAUAUACUUCAACGCGCAGUCGGAUAACGGGACGUUGACUCAAAAUCACGCCUUGCGCAGGUGGUCGAGACGAUACCUGGACAGUAUGCAACCGUACAAAGACCCUCGAGCGCCGCUUCAUUUACAGAGUUGGAUGCAAAGCGCAGGAUUCGACUCAGUGGAAACCCAGAUGAUUCCUCUCCCGACCUGUGGGUGGUCCAAUGAUCCACGGCAGCACCAUAUUGGUGUGGUCAAUAGAGAAAAUGUCAGGAGGAUGCUCUCCUCGCUGGCCAUGUAUCCCUUGACAGAAUUCCGAGGGAUGACUUCGCAGGAGUUCCAGGUGCUGGUGGCCCAAGCAAGGAGUGAGGCCGAUAACCCAACAUUCAGGGACGGAAACCUCGUCGGUGAGGCAUAUAAGGACGCCAGACGAAGAGGUUGCCUGUUUGUAGGCGCAUUCGGGACGUUCGGACAUGCGUACGACUUGGUGAACUUCCUGGGAGAGAGUGAUGACAGUGACGAUGUGACGGCAUUAUGUAUUCCGAGUGCCUAGCUCAUAACUCCGUUAGUUGGUUUCCUUGCUCCAUUUGCUCUUCGGCUUGCUUCGGCGGCAACCUCCCGGCAUCAUGUUAAGCCGAAAGGAAUGCUUGGAUGAGACAUUAAGGCUCUGGGGUUUGUACGGCCGAGUACGUUGAAUAGAACAUCGAAGGUCCACGGCAUUGUUGGCAACGAACCAAUGAUAUGCGAAUCC